This is a messenger RNA of Trichoplusia ni (cabbage looper), 2193 nucleotides long. RefSeq names its product cysteine-rich protein 2-binding protein (gene Atac2). NCBI's taxonomy places the organism in Eukaryota, Metazoa, Arthropoda, Insecta, Lepidoptera, Noctuidae. Bases 127 to 2172 code for a protein of 681 amino acids. The transcript has 13 exons. Gene Ontology annotation, molecular function: acyltransferase activity, transferring groups other than amino-acyl groups. The record is from RefSeq and is a predicted model, not a curated record.
UUUUGGGAAUCGAAUUAUUUUAGGACGAAAGUACAAAAUAAUAAACUAGAAUAAAAACAAAGUUUGACAUUGACAUUAAAUUGUUUUAAUGUCAAAACAUUAGCAAAUUGAGGUUAUGUUAUUACCAUGGCGGCUGAGAGUGAUGUUUGUUUACCAGAACCAAUUAUGAAUACUACAUGCAAAUACUGCAAUGAGCCUGAGAACAAACAAGACAGACCUGGUCUGAUAUGCGAGAGCUGCAUUUGCUUCGUUCACCUCACCUGCUUACGAAGGCCCGGCACUCCUGGAGACUUCGCUUGCGAUGUUUUUUACGAUUUCACUUGCCAAGACUGUUCGCCUGAUAAAAAGGAAGUGUUUACGCGGAAUAGAUUUCCUUGGGUCAAUGUGAUUCACUUGACACUGCACCACCUCAACAUGCAGUCAUACGGCAUCAGCAACCAUGGCUACUUCCACUACAAGACUCAUAUCUGCUCCUUCAUUGAUAGAUACUGGCAAAUACUGUUUGGAAACCAGACGAAACAAAAAAAGAACUGGAUAGGAACAAUAGCUGGAGUUCUAUCAGUUUACAACAAACUGUUCUUUAAGUCAGGGUCAGCAGCACUCGGGGAGACGGGCUGGUGGAAACUGCUGCACACCUUCUCACCAGCAGUAGCUGCUCAUAUAAUUCAAGAAAUAGCCAGAGACAAGCCCAAAGUUCGACCUCGGAAUCAAAUGUCCAUUGAUAAAAACCUCUUCCUUGCUAAAGUCACUGAGAUGGGGUACAAGGACCUCAUCAGUAAUGAGGGCAGUCCAGUCCACGUGAGCUCGGAGCCAGUGCCGUGUAAGAAGCGUCGCGUGGACUCCGACGAGCUCAGCGCGGUGUCUAGCACCUCCUUCUACGAUCAGGUGGACUCUGAUAGCAGGAAUGAAAUAGGCGACGAGAGUGCUUUCGAGGAGUCCAUGAGCAUGAUGACACCCCGAGACUGUUCCUACUCGGACAUGGAGUUUAGGAGCUUCGACUUUCCCAGCCAUCAGAUUAUGCCAGUACAAAGUGAUUCCUCAAGCAUCCACUCAUUCCAACAAUCAAUGCUAUACUACGAUUCAGACUCCCGCAGUGGCUCGGACCACGAUCAGAGGAAAUUAACUUUCGAUCGUCCAAAGAAGCCAGUCGUCGAAGAAAAGCCUGUCAGAAGGGAAUCUCUCUUCUCCACCGAACUGAACUCAGUAGACUUACCCUGGGAGGACGAGCUCCCAAAACCAGACCCGGAUUUAGUGGAAAUGAGUCAAUACGAGGAGAUCCAGCUGUUGAAGAAAGUGGAGAACUUGAUCCCGAAGGUGAAGGAACCUAAUAAGAAGGCGUAUCUUACAAGACUGAAGGCUAAGCUGGCUCUGCGCCGUCUCAAGAGGCAUAAGCAUCUGCCUUUAUUUGAUUUGGACAAAGCUGUGAAGCUACUCGGUGGCUAUGUGACUGAAGACCCAAGAGUCAUUACAAACGCUGAAAGAGUUCUAGAUCGAUUCCAAAGAUCAUAUUUAAUCGACAACUUAUGCGGUACAAUAGCGAGUACGAACUACGGCACCCUGUUAAUAUCCAACAGCGAGCCCUCCGCCUUCCGCUCGUCGUACUCGGGGGCCACGCUCAAGCCCUACAUCCGCCGCGACGGGGACUCCGCACCCACCUGGCUCAAGCUCACCGAUGAACUGCUUAGGAAGACUAACAGACACAUAAAGGACUACGAGCCGCCUCCUCGCGCGACCAUCGACUACUCGUACGUGAGGCCGCACCACAUCGCCGCCGUCAACAACCUCUGUGCACAGUUCUUCUGGCCCGGGAUCGACUUGACCGAAGCCCUCCAGUACCCGGAGUUCAGCUGCGUGGUGACCUACAAGCGGCUGGUGGUGGGCUGCGCCUUCCUGGUGCCGCACGCGCGACACAACGAGGCCUACAUCUCCUUCGUGCUCACGCGGCCCGAGUGGAGGAACGCCAAGAUCGCCACCUUCAUGCUCUAUCAUCUGCUGCAGACAUGUACAGGUCAAGAUGUUACUCUGCACGUAUCGCCGACCAACUCCGCUAUAUUUCUCUAUCAGAAGUUUGGUUUCAAAGUUGAGGAGCUAAUACAAGACUUUUAUGAAAAGUACUACGACAUCGAUUACAAAGGUUGUCGACACGCGUUAUUCUUAAGACUUGUAAGAUAAAUAAAUUUUAAUUUAAGUGUA